AUGACGCGGGAACGGCUGCGUGCGCAUGCGGCUGCGUGUCCUCGCGGUCGCAGCGAAACGCGCGGCCCCGGACGGGUCGGUACGGUCGGUGCGAGAACGCACGGCGUACCGAUCGCACAGCAAGUGACGACCAGACGGCACACCAGAAGAAGACUACUUCCUACGACCAUGCACGUAUGGUUCUACGCGUUCGCUGUGUUGGCGAUUUCGCACGGUGCCAUGAAAGUCGCCAGCACCGACAGCAACGGGGUGUCGCGUACGAAAGUGACCGCAGUGAUCGGGAUCGGUGCGGAGCAAUCGCACCACAUCACCGGCCACUACAAUCAGCCCCCGCAGCAGGAUGCCGUCACCGAGGUGUCGCCGGAACCGCGGAUAGGCGGGACGGCAGUGCUGGCUGACGGCAAUAGUGUAAGCAGCAGUGAUACCAACGAGUACGAAGAGUACGUCGCCGGGAAGGGGAGCGUCGACGAGGCGGUGGAAGACGAACUAGCGGAGCCGGAGCUGGAUAACGCGCUCGGGGACAGCGAGCCGGACGCGGUAGACGAUGGUGACAGCUCCAGCAGGCCCGAUCCUAAAACACUAGUCGAGAUAGAGAAGAAUCUCUUGAGCCUGUUCGGGUUUCCUAAUCGACCAAAAAUCGAUAGAUCUAAGGUGGUGAUACCGGAGGCGAUGAAGCAGCUGUACGCGCAGAUCAUGGGCCACGAUCUGGUCGACUCCGUCAGUGUACCAAAGGAAGGACUCAACACGCGCAACGCCAACACGGUGCGAAGUUUCACGCACGAAGAAAGUCAUAUAGACGAGCGGUUCCAGCACCAUCAUCGCUUUCGGCUACUGUUCAACGUAACGAGUAUUCCGAGAGGCGAGAAGCUGCGGGCCGCCGAACUCACGCUUACGCGCGACGGUAUCGCACACAAGAGCGGUCGGCCACUGGCAAGACCACCGCUCCAGUACACGGUACUAGUGUACGACAUUGUCCGGCCGGGUGUGAAAGGUAAGCGAGCGCCCGCCUUCCUGCUGGUCGACACGAAAACGCUCGCCGUCAACGAGUCCGGCACGGCCAGCUUCGAUGUGAUGCCGGCCGUGGAACGGUGGCUAAGGCAACCGCGCAAAAACCACGGCCUCUUCGUGCAGGUGACGAGCCGCGGGCGUGGUGCCGCCCCCCACAGCCGGCAGCGCCGCAGCGUCCCGGCCGCCCCGGUCCACGAGCACGUCCGGUUGCGGCGGAAUGUGGCCGAACGGCACGACACCUGGGUGCAGAAGCAACCGCUACUGUUCACGUACACCGACGACGGUCGGCACAAGCAGCGGCCGAUACGGGACGCGAUCAGUAGCGCGAACCGGGCACGGCGCGCGUCAGCGAAGCGCAGCAGCCGGAGGAAAAACGAACUCUGCCAGCGGAAGCCACUGUACGUGGACUUUAGCGAUGUGGGCUGGAACGACUGGAUUGUGGCACCGCCCGGGUACGAGGCGUACUUCUGCCAGGGUGACUGCCGCUUCCCGAUAGCGGACCAUCUGAACACGACGAAUCACGCGAUCGUGCAGACGCUGGUCAACUCCUACAAUCCGACGCUCGCACCGAAGGCAUGCUGCGUACCGACGCAGCUGUCCUCCAUCUCAAUGCUGUAUCUGAACGAGCAGAACAAGGUAGUGUUGAAGAACUACCAGGACAUGACGGUCGUCGGUUGUGGCUGCCGGUGA
This is a messenger RNA of Anopheles marshallii, 1698 nucleotides long. It is a transcript of the gene dpp, whose product is annotated as protein decapentaplegic. Gene Ontology annotation, molecular function: cytokine activity; growth factor activity. Gene Ontology annotation, biological process: SMAD protein signal transduction; BMP signaling pathway. Bases 1 to 1698 code for a protein of 565 amino acids. The record is from RefSeq and is a predicted model, not a curated record. Gene Ontology annotation, cellular component: extracellular region. NCBI's taxonomy places the organism in Eukaryota, Metazoa, Arthropoda, Insecta, Diptera, Culicidae. The transcript has 3 exons.